GCCGAUCUCAUGCUUCCCUUCUAACUUCUCUAAAACCCUCGUUGCCGCACCACCCGCGCCCCGCCUCUUCCUUCACAGAUCUUACAAAAACCUCGCCAUCAAAUCCUUUCCUAUAAAACCCUAAGCCCUAACCUUAAUUCCAGCCAUCGAAUAGCAUCCGACGCCCGACCUUCUGCGCUUCAUGAAGCACCGGGUCCUCAGGAAGCCCUCCCGCACGAAGGGGGGCAAGAAGAAACCCCGAUCGUUCAACGAUGACGACGACCCCUUCUUCGAGACCGAUACCAAGCGGCGGCGCAAGGGCCGCUACGCCGCCAACGAUGGCGAUGACGACCUGGAGAGCGACGACGAGCUGGCCGACGAUGGGGGAGAGGAGGAGGAGCCGGCGGAGCCGGAGGAAACCGCGGAUGAGAAGAGGGUCAGAAUGGCGAGGGAGCAUUUGGAGAGGAUUCGAGCUAUAGCGAGGAAGGUGGAGGAGGAGGAGGAAGGGGAGGAGGACGAGGAGGAGCGGCGGGAGGAGAGGGAGGGUAGAAGAGAUUCUUUGGUAGCGGAGUUUCUCCAAAAGGGCCAGCUUGAGGAGAGUGGUCGGGUUAGGAGAUUUCUGGCUUCAAGGGUUCUAAGUUCAGAAACUCUCGAUGAGUUCCGACUCCUACUGAAGCACCGUCAGUCUGUUACUUCUGUAGCUUUGGCUGAGGAUGACUCGAGGGGGUUUUCAGCUUCCAAAGAUGGGGCCAUUCUGCACUGGGAUGUUGAAAGUGGGAAAAGUGAGAAGUACUUGUGGCCCAGUGAGGAUGUACUGAUAUCACAUUAUGCAAAAGCUCCUCAAAAUCCAUCUAUAAAGAGAAGUAAGCAUGUAUUAGCUUUGGCUGUUAGCUCCGACAGUCGGUAUUUGGCCAGUGGUGGAUUGGAUCGCCACAUCCAUUUAUGGGAUACUCGCACGCGGGAACACAUCCAGGCAUUUCAUGGUCAUAAAGGACCUGUCUCAUGCCUUACUUUCAGGCAGGGAACCUCCCAGCUUUUCUCUGGUUCCUUUGAUCGAACAAUUAAACUGUGGAAUGCAGAAGACAGAACUCACAUGGACAAUUUAUUUGGUCAUCAAAGUGAAAUAUUGACAAUUGAUUGUCUCAGAAAAGAACGACUUCUGACUGCAGGGCGUGAUCGGACUAUGCGAUUGUGGAAAGUUCCUGAGGAAUCACAAUUGAUCUUCCGGGCUCCUGCAUCAUCUUUGGAAUGCAGCUGCUUUAUUAAUGACAGCGAAUUCUUAUCUGGCUCAGAUGAUGGAAGUAUCGAGCUUUGGAGCAUAUUACGGAAAAAGCCUACGCACAUAAUAAAAAAUGCUCAUGCUCCUCCAUUAUAUCCUAAUAAUCAUUUGCAUAAAGAAGUUACGGAAAGGAUGCCUGAUGGUGGUAAUACAGAAAAUGGCAUCUGCAAAUCUGAAAGCUAUUUAUCAGCCCACUCAUGGGUUAGUUCUGUUGCGGUGUGUAGAGGUAGCGAUCUCGCUGCAACUGGAGCUGGUAAUGGUGUGGUCCGUAUAUGGGCAAUUGAAAGUGAUAAUAAAGGCAUUCGACCAUUAUUUAGUUGCCCCCUGGUUGGAUAUAUAAAUUCACUUGCAUUUGCAAAAUCUGGACGUUUCCUCCUUGCUGGAGUUGGUCAGGAACCUCGUCUGGGAAGAUGGGGACGUGUUCCAGCAGCACGGAAUGGAGUUGCAAUACACUCCAUCAGGUUGAAGGAAGAGUAAUCUCUUAGUGAUCCCAAUCCUUAGCUUAUACCUUGGCAACAGACUGAGGAAUUCUCAUUUUGGCGAGUAGGACGAGUACUUCCUCACAACUUAGGAAAUCAUAUAUGGUCAAAGCCUCGGUAGUAUACUAGUGCCCUGUCUUUGGUCAUUAUCAAUGUGCUUUUUUACUCUAUUUGUAGGUCGAGUGUUUUUCCACAGCUCAGGCAUCAGAUGAGGCUACAACCAGCUUGCCUGCAUAUUUUACUGCAGAAGCAUAAUUUUGUAUUACUUAUUUUUCCAAGGAAGAAAUAUUUAUUUUUAUUGUUGAAGUGGCUUUGACUUGUGCUCCAGAAUAUAUGAUCUGAUUCACGAUGAUUUGCAUAUCA
Molecule: messenger RNA, 2100 nt
Organism: Phoenix dactylifera (date palm)
Lineage: Eukaryota; Viridiplantae; Streptophyta; Magnoliopsida; Arecales; Arecaceae
Product: U3 snoRNP-associated protein-like YAOH
Cellular component (GO): small-subunit processome
Molecular function (GO): protein binding; U3 snoRNA binding
Source: RefSeq, a predicted model, not a curated record